Molecule: messenger RNA, 624 nt
Organism: Penicillium manginii
Lineage: Eukaryota; Fungi; Ascomycota; Eurotiomycetes; Eurotiales; Aspergillaceae
Product: cupin domain-containing protein
Exons: 1
Coding region: 1-624 (207 amino acids)
Source: RefSeq, a predicted model, not a curated record
AUGGUCUGCCAUCCAGAAAAUCCCCUCCCACACAUCCACCGCUACAUAACAACCCACAGCACAGACGGCGAAGCCGUCUUCGUCUCCCACGCCCAAGUACCAGACUACAUGCCCAGCACACCAGCAGGCACAGACGGAGAAAUCGCCCUGUUAUACUCAACAACCUCCACACCAGCAAAUACAUCCGACGAAAGCGACAUUGCAAUGUACGACGAAUUCCUGCACCAGCCUCCGGGUAUAACGGUUGAGAACGGGACUGUGUUUCGGAUGAUUGAUUUACGGCCUGGCAAGGUGACGCCGAUGCAUCGGACCGUUAGUCUUGAUUAUGGGAUUGUGGUUGAGGGGUGUGUUGAUCUUGUGCUGGAUUCGGGGGAGACGAGGAGACUGGGCCGGGGAGAUGUUUGUGUUCAGCGGGGGACGGCGCAUUCGUUUCGGAAUGUUGAUCGGGAGAGGUGGUCUAGGAUGUUGUUUGUUUUUUUGCCGAUGCGUAGGGUUGUUGUUAAGGGGAGGGAGUUGGAGGCGGAGGUUUAUGAUGAGGGGUUUGACAAGGACGAUGGAGAUGGGGAGGGGAAGGGGGAUGAGGGGGGUGGUGGCGAUGCUGAUAGAUAUGGAGAUGGAGGUUGA